UACGGCUCUGAAUUGUCAGGUGAUCAGCUGACCGACCAGAUCGUUUUGUGUUGGGACUAGCUAAACAAGACGACUAGGAAUUAUUUAAAUUUGUAUUUGCCACGGAGGUAAACGUUCUUCGAUAAGCCUUCCGUUAGAAGGAAAUGUUCCAGUAACAUUUGUUUGUGACACAUCUGCAUAAUGUCGGGGAACAACUUGGUUCUACCCAUAGUGCUGUGGGGCCGCACGGCUCCCACCCACUGCAUCAGCAGCCUGCUGGUAAUGGACAACUUCAACACCAUCAUCACCGGCUGCCAUGACGGACAGAUCUGCCUCUGGGACAUGACACCUGAGCUGGAGAUUUGUCCCAGGGCCAUGUUGUUUGGUCAUACAGCCUCCAUUACCUGUCUGUCUAAAGCCAGUGCGUGCAGUGACAAACAGUACAUUGUCAGUGCAUCAGAGAGCGGAGAGAUGUGUUUAUGGGAUGUGAAUGAUGGACGCUGUAUUGAAUUCACCAAGCUGGCCUGUGCUCACACUGGUAUACAGUUCUAUCAGUUUACCAUUGGCACUGAGAGGGAGGGACGUCUGCUUUGCAACGGCCACUACCCAGAAAUCCUUGUGGUGGACGCCACCAGCCUGGAGGUCCUGUACUCGCUGGUGUCCAAGAUCUCUCCUGACUGGAUCAGCUCCAUGAGCAUCAUCCGCUCACACAGAACGCAAGAGGACACAGUGGUGGCAGUGUCAGUGACGGGGAUUUUGAAGGUCUGGAUCAUCACAGCUGAGGUCAGCAGGAUCCAGGACCUGGACCCUGUGUUUGAAGAAGAGUCCAAACCCAUCUACUGUCAAGGCUGUCAGAGUAUUUCCUUCUGCACCUUCACUCAGAGCAGCCUGCUGGUUGUCUGCUCCAAGUACUGGAGGGUGUUUGAUGCAGGCGACUACUCGCUGCUCUGCUCAGUGUCCAGUGAAAACGACCAGGCAUGGACCGGAGGAGAGUUCAUUGCUGCGGACAAAGUCAUCAUCUGGACCGAAGAUGGCUGCAGUUACAUCUACAAGCUGCCCGCCAGCUGUCUGCCUGCCAGUGAACAUUUCCGCAGUGAUGUUGGGAAAACCAAAGAAGGCUCGAUCCCUCCGCUGGUCUACAGCAUUGCUGACCGCUCAGACAAGCAGCUCCUGAUCUGUCCUCCUGUCACUCGGUUCUUCUUCGGCCGACGGGAGCCCUUCCAUAAGCUGCUGAUCCAGGGAGACUCAGCGGGCAGACUGUCCCUGUGGAGCAUCCCAGACACCUCACCUCUGCAGCCGCUGUCCACCACUGCAGAGCUGCAGGUGUCCUCCACCAUCAGUCUCCAGGAGGCGUUUGAUAAAUUGACCCCCGUUUCUGCAGGGAUCAUUGACCAGCUCAGUGCUCUUCCUGGAAAAGAAGGACCCAUCAAGGUGACGGCCAGCGUGUACAUCCCCUCUCAGGGUCGCCUGGUGUGCGGGAGAGAAGACGGUAGCAUAAUCCUGGUUCCUGCCACUCAGACCGCCAUCGUCCAGCUGCUGCAGGGGGAGCACAUGCUCAGGAGAGGCUGGCCGCCCCAUCGUACCCUGCGAGGUCACCGGAACAAGGUGACGUGCGUCCUGUAUCCGUACCAGAUCUCCCCUCGCUACGACCAGCGCUCGCUGGUUUCAGGAGGAGUGGACUUCUCUGUCAUCGUCUGGGACAUUUUCACCGGAGAGAUGAAGCACAUUUUCUGUGUCCACGGAGGAGAGAUCACCCAGCUCAUUGUUCCGCCUGAGAACUGCAGUACUCGGGUGCAGCACUGCGUCUGCUCGGUGGCAAGCGACCACUCCGUCGGCCUGCUCAGUCUCAGGGAGAGGAAGUGCAUCAUGCUGGCGUCGCGACACCUCUUCCCCAUCCAGGUCAUUAAGUGGCGUCCAGCAGAUGACUACCUGGUGGUGGGAUGCUCUGACGGCUCCGUCUACGUCUGGCAGAUGGAUACAGGAGCCUUGGACCGCUGCGUGAUGGGCAUCACGGCAGUGGAGAUCCUGAACGCGUGUGACGAGCUGGCUCCGGCCACCGUGGACGCUCUGAGCCACUCUGCUGUGAACCUGAAGCAGGCGAUGACCCGACGCAGCCUGGCGGCGCUGAAGAACAUGGCCCAGCACAAACUACAGACGCUCGCCACCAACCUGCUGGCUGCAGACAACGCUGACAAGGGCAACCUGCCGAAAUACUCCCAUAAUGCCCUGGUGGUCCAGGCGAUGAAGACCAACCUAACGGACCCUGACAUGCACGUGCUGUUCUUCGAUGUGGAGGCAGUUAUCAUUCAGCUGCUGACCGAGGAAGCCCAGAGACCCAGCCCCAUGCUGGUGUCUCCAGAGACGCUGCAGAAGAGCCAGGCCGGGGCGGACAAGGGGGGGUCCUUCCUGGCCAACAAGAUCUUUAAACAGGUGAAGGAGACGAUGAAGGAGACCAUCAAGGAGCACCUGUUGGAUGAAGACGAGGAGGAGGAGGAGGAGAUGAGAAAGCGGGAGGAAAAGUCCAAGUCUCUUAGUCUGCUGGAGUACAACCUGACGAUGGACACAGCCAAACUCUUCAUGUCCUGCCUCCACGCCUGGGGUCUCAACGAACAGCUGGACGGCAUCUGUCUGGAGCGACUGGGCAUGCUCAGACCGCACUGCCCCAUCUCCUUUGGCCUGAUCUCCAGAGGAGGUCACAUGUCCCUCAUGCUGCCCACCUUCAAGGAGUCCCUGCUGCGGCAGUUGUCUCUUGCGACGGGUCUGAAGCUGACUCUGACUGACAUCGUGGGGAAGGGGACCUACGGCGUAUCGAGAGCCGUCACCACGCAGCACCUGCUGUCUGUAAUUUCACUGGCCAACACUCUGAUGGGCAUGACCAACGCCACCUUUGUCGGAGAGCACAUGAAGAAAGCACCUGUCAGGCCUCCCAGACCAGGAGGAACCCCGGAGACUCCUCGCAGGACGCUGGCUGCCCCCCCUCAGCCCUCCAACCCGGCGCUACAGGCCCAGAUCAAACAAGGUUGGAGCCAGCUAGCAGCCAUGCACUGUGUGAUGCUCCCUGACCUCCUUGGACUGGACAAGUUUCGACCUCCUCUGCUGGAGAUGUUGGCGAGGCGGUGGCAGGACCGCUGUCUGGAGGUGCGAGAAGCAGCACAAGCUCUCUUACUGGCUGAGUUAAGGAGGAUUGGCCAAUCCGGACGUAAGGACACCAUUGACUUGUGGGCUCCGUACCUGCCUCAGUAUGUGGACUCUGUCAGCUCCCCUGGGUCGAACACCGAGCUUUCCCCUCCAGCUCCGCCUCCUCCCGAGGCUCAGCCAAUAGAAGCAAAGGUUCCUGAAGAGGAAAUGGACGUCACGGAUGAUGACAUCACAGCCGGCUGUUUGUCCAACCUUCCACCAAAUGCCAAGAAGAUCUCAAACUCGUACGAGGAGCGCCGUAAACAAGCCACCGCCAUCGUGCUGCUAGGGGUCAUCGGGGCUGAGUUUGGCGCUGAGAUUGAACCUCCAAAAGGUUCAGCACGGGCUCGAGCCGGGGGACAGGCGCCUGAGGGCUUCGGACUGACGAGCGGAGGGUCAUCGAACUACUCGCUGGCCAGACACACAUGUAAGGCGCUGACCUUCCUGCUGCUGCAGCCCCCCAGCCCCAAGCUGCCUCCGCACAGCACCAUCCGCCGCACCGCCAUCGAUCUGAUUGGUCGAGGCUUCACCGUGUGGGAGCCAUAUAUGGACGUGUCAGCGGUGCUCAUGGGGCUGCUGGAGCUCUGCGCUGACGCUGAGAAGCAGCUGGCCAAUAUUACCAUGGGUCUGCCCCUCAACCCGCCGGCAGAUUCCGCUCGAUCUUCCCGCCAUGCCCUCUCUCUUAUCGCUACUGCUCGCCCACCGGCCUUCAUCACCACCAUUGCAAGAGAGGUUCAUCGCUACAACGCAGCUCAGGCGAACUCUCAGUCGCAGCAGAACGUUCACACCACCACUCUGGCCAGAGCCAAGACUGAGAUACUGCGAGUGAUUGACAUCCUGAUCGAGAAAAUGCCUGGAGACGUUGUGGACCUGCUGGUCGAGGUGAUGGAUAUCAUCAUGUAUUGUAUUGAAGGGUCUCUGGUGAAGAAGAAAGGACUGCAGGAGUGUUUCCCUGCUAUUUGCAAGUUCUACAUGGUUGGUUACUGUGACCGUAGUCACCGCAUCGCUGUUGGAGCUCGCCAGGGUUCAGUGGCCCUCUACGAUGUUCGCACUGGAAAAUGCCAGAACAUCCACGGUCAUAAAGGUCCGAUCACAGCGGUGUCGUUCGCCCCUGAUGGCCGUUACCUGGCAACGUACUCCAACGUUGACAGCCACAUCUCCUUCUGGCAGAUGAACACCAGUCUGCUCGGCAGCAUUGGGAUGUUGAACUCUGCCCCUCAGCUCCGCUGUAUUAAGACCUACCAGGUUCCUCCCGUGCAGCCGGCGUCCCCGGGCUCCCAGAAUCACCUGAAGCUUGCUCGCCUCAUCUGGACCUCCAACCGAAACGUCAUCAUUAUGGCCCACGACGGCAAGGAGCACCGCUUCAUGGUCUAAACCAGAUCUGUAUCUCCAGCUGAGCCCUUGUUGUCGUCUCUUUUAGGCUUUUUGCUCCCAGGUAGAGUCUGAAAUGUUGCAGCAAGGAUUCACUCAGUUGCCACUUUAGUUUUAGCUUCAAAUAUGUAUCCUGAGCGGCUGAGUCCAACAAUUGAUAGUCUAAAACAUAAGUGAGGCUCGGAAGGUUUUUAUUGAGAUUCAUUCAGAGGUUUGUUUUACAUUUAACGUAAAGAUUCUGAAGGUAUCAAAAUGCAUCUGGGCCGUAAAAGUAAAAACCCAGCUCAGGGUCCAGGUUUGGACUGGAUGAAUAUUUUUGUUUUUAUUUCAGAUAGUGAUCAUAGUGAGGAAACUUGCUUUGUAAUUUAUUUAAAAGCCGUUAUAGAAAGUCUUGUUUAUAUUGUGAUUUGCAUUGAUGUAUUUUUAAGUUGUUAACACCUUCUUGUCAUUCCUAUUUAUUUGCUGUGUUUGCUGAAUGCCAGCCUUUGACUCACCACCACUUGGCUUCCCACCUACGUUUUACUUUAUUUGAGUGCUAAAUAUGUCCUAUUAAUACAUUUGCAAGUUUGUGUGGAUUUACUAUGCAGAACAAGGAUUUAACAUAGGGACUCAAAAGGAAUCAACCUUCACUCAAUUUUCUGUUCUUUAUAUUAAAGUUUGUUUGGAAGUCAAAACAAGAACCAACCCAGGAUGUAUUUCUUUAGUUGUCAAUGCUGGAUUUAUUUAUUUCUAUUAGAUGGUUGAAAAUAUUUCAAAGAAAUUCUCCACUGCUCUGUUGAAGGCUUUUAAAAUCCGUAGGACAUGUACUGUACAUACUUUACACAUUUCAGACUGCAUCUGCGAGAUCUUUGGUGUUCGCUUUUACUUUUGUGACACAUUCGAUGCUUUCCAUCCUCUGUGAGCGUCAUGCAGACGUGUGUGUAUGUGUUUGACAAAAUAAAAGUGUAUUUU
This is a messenger RNA of Cottoperca gobio, 5478 nucleotides long. RefSeq names its product WD repeat domain 7 (gene wdr7). The transcript is spliced from 30 exons. The coding region runs from base 181 to 4530 and encodes 1449 amino acids. The record is from RefSeq and is a predicted model, not a curated record. NCBI's taxonomy places the organism in Eukaryota, Metazoa, Chordata, Actinopteri, Perciformes, Bovichtidae. Gene Ontology annotation, molecular function: protein binding. Gene Ontology annotation, cellular component: cytoplasm.